Messenger RNA from Chanos chanos (milkfish), 2349 nucleotides. It is a transcript of the gene fastkd2, whose product is annotated as FAST kinase domains 2. The coding region runs from base 57 to 2069 and encodes 670 amino acids. NCBI's taxonomy places the organism in Eukaryota, Metazoa, Chordata, Actinopteri, Gonorynchiformes, Chanidae. Gene Ontology annotation, cellular component: mitochondrial matrix; ribonucleoprotein granule. The record is from RefSeq and is a predicted model, not a curated record. Gene Ontology annotation, biological process: regulation of mitochondrial mRNA stability; mitochondrial RNA processing. Gene Ontology annotation, molecular function: RNA binding. The transcript has 11 exons.
AACUCAAUGCCGUUGCCUGAAACCUUGCUGAAGUCAUACCACAUCUCAACCUGAUCAUGAACCUUUGUCGGUCAGGGGAGGAACUGCUCCGACGGGCUUUGCUCAUUGGCAAGAGUUCAUCGUUAAGGAAACAGUGUGGCUCUCUGGCCCAGAGUCCUGUUAACAAUAUCUUUGCAUUUACUUCUCUGCGAAGGGGGAGGCCUUUGUCAGGAUGUGCAAAGACAGGUCUCAGAUAUUACUCUCAUGGUGAAACACAUGGACAGGCUCUCGAAGGACUGGCAAGCCAACCAGUCAGCGUCCAGGACCCUUCUUCCACUGUCAAACCCACACCUUUGCAUACCUCUGCUCACACAAAGAGGCAGUUGUCCUUUUACGACAUGCUCCAGGAGUGUUCAUCACCCACAGACGUACUGGACCUGGCUGGAGAGCAUGCCUACUCACACACACAGAUCAGUAACAGUUUAAUUCGAAUCUGGGUGACCACCAAGAAGAUGACGGAGGAUCAGCGGCGUUGUGAGCUGCAGCUGAUGUUUGAACAUCCAGUUUUCGAGGAGCUGUGUCAGAGGGCGGUGGUGGAUGCGCACCGCAUGCGGAACGACGACUUAGCCUACAGCCUGCUGGCAACCAUUAAACUCGGUGUGUCACAUCGAAGUCGCGUCGUGCAGACGCUUCUCCGAGUCGUCCAGGAAAACCUGAAUGAGUUUGAUGAAAAACCCCUCUCGGUGUUGGCGGCGUGUCUGGAAGACAUGGAGGGAAGCCCAAAUGUUGAAGCCCUCAAGGAAGGUUUCAGCCUCAUCCUUGAGGACCGAAUUCCCAAGAUCCAGAGGGUGGUCCCUCUCCAGACCAUGAUGCGUAUGGUGGGGAAGAAAGCUCCUGUUGAGCUGAAGAAGAAGCUGGAGCAAAAAGCUCUUUCCAUGGCGGAUGAUUUUACCCUUCCCAAUGCCCAGUACAUGAUCACCACUUUGGCUACCAUGGGUCUGAACUCCAAACCACUCCUGGACAUCUGCAGCAAAAGGAUAGCAGACAACGUUCACAGCGUGCCCUUUAACAGGCUGCUGAUGGUACUGAAGGCCUUUAAGGAGCUGCAUUACAGGAGCGUUGUUUUGCUCUCCUCUAUCUCUGAGUAUGUGGCCUCCACCUUCGACAUGUGGAGCAACAAGCAAGUGGUCCUGCUUCUGUUGGAGUUUGAGAACCUAAACUUCAGUCCAGUCAAAAUGCUGGAUGUGUUUGCUGACAGAGUGAUCCAGAACCCGGGCGCUCUAAAACUCAAGGACAUCCUGAGCGUUCUAAAGGUCUACUCACAGUUCAAUCAUGACCUCAAAGCUUCCAGACAAGACUUUCUGGACAGUGUAAGCAGCGUGCUGGAGUCCUACCUUCCCAAGAUACCCCCAGCAGAUCUGCUGAAGGCCGUCUUCUGUCUGUGCACCAUGGACCACUUCCCACUGGCCCCGCUGGAGAAACUCCUACAGAGGGAGGUGCUGAAGGAGCUCCUAGACAAAGAUGGCCAGUCACACCGAGGUCUCCGACAGAAGUUACACACAGUGUCACUCUGUCUGCGCCUGGACGACCCUCCUCUUCCUCCAGACUUCCCAUCUCUUCCAGACACAUUCUCUCUCGCCCCACCUGAGCUCCCAGUAAACCCAGGCCUGGUCAGCACUUUGAAGAGCGUAGUAGGGGAUGCAGUAAUGGAGGAGGGAGUGGUUGUAGAGAAUGUCUAUUUUAUUGACUGUGUGGUCAGAUUACCUGCUCAAACUACAGAGGCUAAUUCUGCUGGGAGGGAAGAAUCUUUCUCAUCUGAAGAUAUUCAUACAGAACGGAUUGCAGUGCUUUGUGCUCCCCCAACAUCUUUCUGCUUUGGUUCUCUCCAUCCCCGUGGCAACCUUGCUCUGAAGCUUCGCCACCUUAGAGCCUUACAGUACAGACCUGUACUGGUGCCUGUCCAUGAGUUACAAGCCCAGACUGAGGAAGAGAGGACCAACGUGCUGAAGAGAUUAAUUUUCCCAGAAAAUGAGGAGCUGAAAAAGGAAGGACUGUCAUUAAGCAAUAAUGAUGGCCUGAGAGUGGAGUGAGACUGGCAACUGGGCCCACACUAACAAAGUUCCAUUUGAGGGAACUGGUCACGUUGUCCCAUAAGGACCCGAAUUCUUUCACUGCUCAUAUCAGCCAAUAUAUCAUUUCUGGACUUUACAGAGCAUUGUGAUAUGUUGUAUAUUUUACAUAAACAGUACCUCAUUUAUCAAGUGAAAGAACGCACCAUGUUGUGGACAGGAGGUGUUAACAGGAGUAGGACAGGGAAUGAUGAAGAGCCAUUCUGUGAUCUGGAAGCUUCUGUUCAUUACAUUUAUCACU